UCCAAAGCCUUUGGUUUUAAUACGCUUGCGCAAUAGCCAUUUCCGGCAGCUGUGUUGUCCAAAUGGUGGAGAAGAAAACUUCGGUCCGCUCUCAGGACCCUGGGCAGCGGCGGGUACUGGACCGGGCAGCCCGGCAGCGUCGCAUCAACAGACAGCUCGAGGCCUUGGAGAAUGACAACUUCCAGGAUGACCCCCAUGCUGGACUCCCCCAGCUUGGCAAGAGGCUGCCUCAGUUUGAUGAUGAUGCAGACACUGGAAAAAAAAAGAAGAAAACUCGAGGUGAUCAUUUUAAACUUCGCUUCCGAAAAAACUUUCAGGCCUUGUUGGAGGAGCAGAACUUAAGUGUGGCCGAGGGCCCCAACUACCUGACAGCCUGUGCAGGGCCCCCAUCACGGCCCCAGCGCCCCUUCUGUGCUGUCUGUGGCUUCCCCUCCCCAUAUACCUGCGUCAGCUGUGGUGCCCGGUAUUGUACUGUGCGCUGCCUGGGAACCCACCAGGAGACCAGAUGUCUUAAGUGGACCGUGUGAGCCUGGGCAUCCCUGGAGAGGCAGGGCCUCUGUGUAUCACCUGGCCUCUGAAAGGCAUCACUAGAAGGAGGGGGAUCUCCCUGGAGCAAGAGAGGAGCCACUUUCUCACGCACUUAUCCAACAAAACAACCUACCAGUGAAGACCAGUCUCACAUCCAGGGACUAUGGUGGGAGGUGGGCCGGGCACACUGAGUGCUGUUAUAAUAAAGGUCUCAUGCUAGGA
Molecule: messenger RNA, 750 nt
Organism: Otolemur garnettii (small-eared galago)
Lineage: Eukaryota; Metazoa; Chordata; Mammalia; Primates; Galagidae
Gene: ZNHIT1
Product: zinc finger HIT-type containing 1
Exons: 5
Coding region: 63-527 (154 amino acids)
Biological process (GO): chromatin remodeling
Cellular component (GO): Swr1 complex
Molecular function (GO): nucleosome binding
Source: RefSeq, a predicted model, not a curated record